Messenger RNA from Scheffersomyces amazonensis, 1298 nucleotides. RefSeq lists its product as uncharacterized. Lineage: Eukaryota; Fungi; Ascomycota; Pichiomycetes; Serinales; Debaryomycetaceae. The record is from RefSeq and is a predicted model, not a curated record. The transcript has a single exon. Bases 78 to 1277 code for a protein of 399 amino acids.
AUUACUGGGAGUAGCAGAAUAGAUUGAUUGAUAAUUAAUUUGAUUUAUUUAUAAAUGAACCACUAUUAAAGACCGAUAUGGUAAGUAAUAGUGAUGAUUCAAUGCUCAAGGAUGAGCUUGUAGAAUUUGAGUCUGGUAACUAUAAAAGUAAUAAGACUCAAGAUAAUUCUCGAGUAGUUAAUUUAAUAUUAGAUCAUACAGCAUUUAUUCGAGGUAUUGGAAAUAUAAAGAGAUGGUUUAAUGAUGAAUAUGUUGAAUCCCAUUUAGGAUCUAAAAAGGAGAAUGAGAAUAUUAUAUUAAAUCUUUAUGUACCAUCAUUUUCUUUACAUGAAUUUGAUUAUGCUAAAAAGGGAAUGUCAAUGCUGGCAAGUAAUGCUAGAGAAGCAUUAAGAUUUAUAGAUAAAUAUCUGGAAAUUGAUAAUGAAACUAAAUCAAAAUCAAAAUCAAAAUCAAAAUCAAAAUCAAAAUCAAAAUCAAAUAAUCCAAUUCAUUAUAAUAUUUUACUUGAAUGUCCAGGAGAAAGUGUUGAAUGGAAAGAAUGUUCAAAGUAUAAGGUUCAUUCACCUAAAAUUAGAGAAUUUCCUAAUUAUAAAACUAAAUUAGAUUCAAAUGUUAUAAGUCAAUCAUACGUUAAUAGUAUUACAUCAUCUAAUGAUUUUAAUAAUAAUUUACCAUUUCGUGAUAAUAAUAAUCGAAAUGAUAUUCAAUAUGAAAAUUCAGAAUCUUAUCAACAUGCACUUCAACAAGCUGAUAAUUAUGCAGAAAUGCCUGUUAGAUUAAGAUAUUUAAUUAGAACAUGUAUUUAUAAAAGAUUUGUUGAAAAGAAUAAGCAUUCAAGUAGUAUGGAAGAUUGGAAAUUAGUUACUGAAGAUCCAAUUUCUAAAAUAUGGGCUAAAUGUUUUGGAAUUGAUUGUUUAAAUGUUAAUGAAGCUGAAUUACUUAUAUUUGAAAAAUAUGAUGUUAAUCUGUUUAGACAAUUUAAUAAUUUUUCUACUGAAGAAGAAGAAUAUGAUCCAUUUAAUGAUAUUUUACAAAAUACAGUAGAUACUACAUCUUAUGCUUAUACUACUAUAGAUGAAACUAAAACAACUAAUCCACAAACCAAGAAUAAUAAGAAACAUCGUAAUCGCAAUCGUUAUCAUUCAGAAAAUGUUCAAGGUAUUGUAGGAGUACAAACUUCAACCAUUAGUGGAGAAUAUGUUAAAAAGGAGAGAUUUGAUGCUAUAAAUUUUGCUCCUAGAGGUAGUGGACAAUUAUGGAAACCUGAUUCAUCAUAAUUAUAAUUAUAAUUAUAAUUA